AUGGCGAGCCUGCGCGGUUUGUACGGCGCCGGGGAACGGCCCGAGCUAAACACCAACUUCAACGUCGAUUAUGUCAUACACUACGAGAUCCCACCAAAAGACGGAUCCGAAGCCGAAGCAGCUUUCGUGCAGCUCAUCGAAGCCCUCGCAAACACCGGAUUCGCAACCGAAGUCCGCAGAGGCCAUAAGACCUCCCUCCUCGUCUUUGUCAAAAUCGCCUCCGAAGACCUCCUCAAGAAACAGAUCUACAAAUACCGUGUCCAAGAUUGGCUAUACGGCGUCCGAACCUCCUCCCCAAACAAAGACCUAUCUCAAUACUUUCGAGAUGAACCCAUCACUGAUGCUGAGCGAUUGAGGCUUGUCUAUCUGCUCAUCACGAAGCCGAAGAACGAAGGCGGUGCUGGUGUCACACCAAAGACGGGCCAGUGGAAAUACGUCCUAUCCAUAUUUCCGCUGCACAACCAUGCCUUCAACAGGGCCUGGAUCAAACAAUGGAGCACAAAGUAUUUCCUUGACGAAUCCGACCUAGGUGACAUCCGCGACAAGUUUGGAGAAAAGGUUGCUUUCUAUUUUGCCUUCCUACAGUCAUACUUUACCUUCCUGUUGUUCCCCGCUGCCUUUGGAUUCGGCGCAUGGCUCAUCCUGGGGCAGUACUCAAGUCUGUACGCUAUUGUAAACUGCCUCUGGUCCGUCGUGUUCUUCGAGUAUUGGAAGAAGAAGGAGGUAGACUUGGCGGUUCAGUGGGGCGUCCGAGGUGUCUCAAAGAUUCAACACCCUCGACCGCAAUUCGAGUUUGAGAGAGAGGCCCACGAUCCUGUGACUGGAGAGAUUGUCAAGGUGUACUCGCCGUACAAGCGUCUUCAGCGUCAACUGCUUCAAGUGCCUUUUGCAUUGGCUUGUGUCCUGGUUCUUGGGAGCCUGAUUCUCACCUGCUUUUCCAUCGAGAUCUUCAUCUCCGAAGUCUAUGAUGGACCUUUCAAGCAGUAUCUGGUCUUCUUGCCUACAGUCAUUCUCACUGUCGUCAUGCCAACCCUACAAACGAUCUUGACCGGCUUAGCAGAGCAACUGACUGCUGUGGAGAAUUAUGAAACGCAAGACUCUCACCAAGCCGCAUUCGUGCAGAAGAUUUUCGUGCUCAACUUCAUUACGUCGUAUCUGCCUAUAUUUCUGACCGCGUUUGUCUAUGUCCCCUUCGGCCGAGUCUUGGUUCCGUACCUCGAUAUCUUCCAAAUAACUGCGCAAAAAUUCACAAAGGAUGGAAAGGUCCAAACUAAGAGCUUUGAGAUCAACCAGGAUCGAUUGAAGAAGCAGGUCAUCUACUUCACCGUCACAGCACAGGUUGUCAAUUUUCUCCUUGAGGUCAUAGUACCAUACGUGAAACGCAAGGCAUUCAAAGCAGUCGAAGAAGUCCAAUCUGAGCUUCAGAAGGGCGGCUUCCAUCCUAAGGAUGUCGAAGAGGAAGCGGCUUUCCUUGCCCGUGUCCGCAAUGAAGCCGAGCUAGACGAGUAUGACGUGACUGUGGAUUACCGAGAGAUGGUCAUUCAGUUUGGCUACCUCGCGCUGUUUUCAGUCAUUUGGCCUCUCACCGCAUGCUCGUUCCUGGUCAACAAUUGGAUUGAGGCAAGGUCUGACGCGAUGAAGAUUGCGAUUGGGAGUCAGCGACCGAUUCCCUGGCGAGCCGAUUCUAUCGGGCCAUGGUUGACAUCUCUCGGAUUUCUAUCCUGGCUAGGUAGCCUCACAAGUGCCGCCAUCGUCUUCUUGUUCAGGAGCGACAUACAUGGACCAGACGGCCAUCCAUCUAACAUCAAGGCCUGGGGUCUUCUGCUUAGCAUCCUUCUAGCCGAACACCUCUACCUAGUGGUACAGAUUGUCGUUCGCUAUGUCCUAAGCAAAGUUGACAGCCCCGGUCUUCAAAAGGAGCGAGCGCAGCGGUUCGCUAUGCGGAAGCACUUGCUCGAGGAGACACUUGGGACGGAUCUUGCGGAGAGUGCCGCCGGACCGGGCUUCAGCGGGGGCGAGAAAAUCACCCGCGAAGCCCUGGAGGAGGAAGCUCGAGAGGCAUCUAUCAAGGGCCAGGGUACACCCGAGGAAGCGUUCUGGCAGCGACAGCGCGGUGCUUCCGAGACGAUCCAAGUCGGCCGUCGUUUGAUUACAGAAGUGACAACGAACCAGACGAAGUCAGCCAAGGCUUGA
Molecule: messenger RNA, 2193 nt
Organism: Phaeoacremonium minimum UCRPA7
Lineage: Eukaryota; Fungi; Ascomycota; Sordariomycetes; Togniniales; Togniniaceae
Product: putative plasma membrane channel protein
Exons: 7
Coding region: 1-2193 (730 amino acids)
Biological process (GO): chloride transmembrane transport
Cellular component (GO): cortical endoplasmic reticulum
Molecular function (GO): chloride channel activity
Source: RefSeq, a predicted model, not a curated record